Molecule: messenger RNA, 1497 nt
Organism: Marchantia polymorpha subsp. ruderalis
Lineage: Eukaryota; Viridiplantae; Streptophyta; Marchantiopsida; Marchantiales; Marchantiaceae
Source: the annotation of a GenBank genome assembly
AUGGACUGUACCUUUGAUAUAUUGCAUGGACCUUUGGACCUUUGGACCCUUUCCAAGGUCCUGGCCCCAUGGGUGCACAUUGGUCCCGUGGUGGGUUCCAAGAGUUUGGAGUGUUCCGCAGUCUACAGAAUCGUCCAGCGGAUCCAUGAGAGAGGCGAGACAUUGUUGACUGCGACUGUACUCUCGCUCGUUCAGUUCUGGCAGAACAUUCCCCCUCAUCUUGAAUGGAUGGCAUCACUGUUCCGGUCGCACGUUCCCCGCCAGAUACUUGCCAAUCCGUCCGCCAUUUGUGCACCCCGACUCUCAGCGGCCGGGACGCACGAUCUCCCUCGCGCACAUUCUUUCCCUCGCCUUUUCUUUUCGUUCUGCCUCGAGAUCUUGUUGGGCUUCGGACCGCCGUUGCGGUGUUUGGAGCUUCGCUCGGCAAAAGUCCUUUUCAGUGGAAGAAUACAGAGCCUGGGUGAUGGAGGAGUUUUCUACGAGGAAGAUGAUCGAUGCCGUUUCCUUGGAAUUUGGGAACUUUGGCCCAUGAUGAUACCCUACGUAAGAAGGUUUGCUUUGUUUCACCAACUGCGAGGGAAAAAACAGAAACACUUCGAAGUCGUGGUCAACAUCGUCCUGCCUCACACAAAACAGCAAGAAUGUGGUUUGCUCUCUAAGUUCCGAAGGCUUCGGACCUUGGGACUAAUUUGGUGAUCCGCCCGACUCCGCUGACAGGGACAUUUUCAAGUUUGAUUUCGCGAAGCUUCUGCAGUUGUAAGGUAGCACACUGAGUUCUUCGAGUGAAAGACGAACCGUAAAAAAUAGCAUUGUUUACACUUUACAUUCUCUCGCCAUGAGAAAGUGAGAACGAUACAUUCGCGAGUGAUUGAUUGCGAAGAACGGCGACCAUCAUGUGUAGAGAUGCACAAGCAUGUAUAAGCACUGGACGAGAUAUGAAAUUGCCACCUAACAUGACAUGCAUUGUCUCCGUUACCAACCCAAUCAUUGGUUCCCACAUCACACUGGUGCAAUCGAGACGCUCGUUCCUGUGAAUCUUAAAAGUCAAGAGAUAUAGUCUUUUUACUUCAGGUGGGUGCACUUGCAGAUUUCAUGCUUACAUUGAAGACAAUAUAGAACUAAAACUUCAAUUCUAAUGGAUUUAAUGAAAGUGUAAGAACUCUGCGCCAGUAAUAAUAUUGAACCAACAAAACCUUGGUGAGAAAAGAAGCAGGUAGAGAAGUUUUCGUUCAUCCGCAAAUGCCAGGGGAAUGAUUUGUAGACAGUCCUUCACGGUGAAAAUAAAAUCUGCUUUCUAUUCAUGCUCAUCGCGAUGAAAACUGAUGACCGGGUUUGUUAUCCACUUUUAUAUGAUUAACGCCCUUAUGCUAGACUACUUGGUUCCACGUUUUGUAUGAUGAACAGACAUUUUCCCCACAGGAAGAAGAUCGGUUACACUUCAACCUAUGCUAUAGGAUAAUUUUCCAGGGAGAUACGCAAUGUGCUCGAGUCUUAUGC